Rhizoctonia solani is the source of this 465-nucleotide messenger RNA. RefSeq lists its product as uncharacterized. The record is from RefSeq and is a predicted model, not a curated record. Bases 1 to 465 code for a protein of 154 amino acids. The transcript has 5 exons. NCBI's taxonomy places the organism in Eukaryota, Fungi, Basidiomycota, Agaricomycetes, Cantharellales, Ceratobasidiaceae.
AUGCCUGAAUUUUCUAAAAAGGUGGUGGUUACAUACCAGUCACUCAAGGCAAUGAGAAGUAUUAUCAAUGGCAAUGGACUCAACAAGCUAGGUGAUAACAAGCCCCAUGAGAGUAAUCCCCGUGAAAGCAAGUCAAUUGAGCCGCAGGAAAGCCAGCCCCAAAGCCGCAAGCCAUAUGAUAACAAACCCCAUAAAAGCAACCCCCUUGGCCAAUCCCAGCAGCCCUGCAAAAGCUUGCAGGACUCCCAAUCUAUCCAAGAAAAUUCAAAACAAGCUUGUUCAGAGGAUCAGGGCUUAGAGCCAGCAAAACGCCCCAAGGCAAUCAAAGAGCAAAUUUUGAUUGGUCACGCUGGAUUCCUUGAGGAGCUUUUGGCCGUGGCAGUAGAGGACUACCUGAGCCAGGAAGACUUUAUUCCACAUCUGUUUGGUCAUCAACGUGACAACCGUGCAGCACGUGGAGAAUAG